Molecule: messenger RNA, 2833 nt
Organism: Hippocampus comes (tiger tail seahorse)
Lineage: Eukaryota; Metazoa; Chordata; Actinopteri; Syngnathiformes; Syngnathidae
Product: disintegrin and metalloproteinase domain-containing protein 11-like
Exons: 25
Coding region: 259-2808 (849 amino acids)
Biological process (GO): proteolysis
Molecular function (GO): metalloendopeptidase activity
Source: RefSeq, a predicted model, not a curated record
CCCGCCACCGUUUAGAGAGAGAGGGAAAAAACGAUGCUCCUAUGUGAUCUUCAUAUGUAAAUGUCCGUGGACGAGAAAGAGGAGGGGAGAUGAUAGCACCAGGCGCAACAUAGCACUUACCUGGCUUGGUCUUUUUCCAUCCUUGUUUUAUUUUUUUAUUUCACGUUUUUUUUUUUUUUUUUUUGUGUUCCUUCUGUGUGCUUUCGGUGACGUUUCGGGGGGCCUGCAUGCGGUGACCGGCGGGAAUGUGUGACGACCAUGCUGGUGGUAAGGUGCUUCUUGCUCUUUGCUGCAGUGGGCGAGCGGCUGGCGGUGGCAGGUGCAAACGGGAGCCCAGGCCAGGAUGGAACCACCUGGGAUCGGUCGUCAUGGUCCGGGCAGAGGGCGGAGGCCAGCGACACGGCGGCCCAGGUGACCUAUCCCAAACGUCUGGUGCAGAGGACUGAGUCGGAGCAGGAAAUGGUUCACGGGCACCUGGACACCAGAGUGAAAAAUAACACACAACACACCUCGGUCGUUCACGUGGCGCAGAGCUGUUUCCAGGUGGAAGCCUUCGGACGUACAUUCACGUUGGACCUGGAACUCAACCAUCACCUGCUGUCCUCGGACUACGUGGAGCGCCAUUUCACGCCGGACGGCCGACCCUUGCAGUCACUGGGAGGGGAGCACUGCUACUACCAGGGAAGGUUACGAGGUGUGCCGGAAUCCUGGGCAGCCCUCUCCACCUGCCACGGCCUGUGUGGGAUGUUUUCCGAUGGCCUCUUCUCAUAUGGGAUUGAGCCUGUUCACACUGACAACAAUGAGGAAAAUGGUGCCCACCUGAUCCAGAGGAUGUCCGAUUUCAGGCUCUCCCCACAAUGCACAGAUUGCACAGAGGACAACGAGUGGGAUGGCAGAGGAGGUGGUGAAGACCAAAGGGGGGCACCGAAGCAACAGCAGGAGGCGUCGGGGGUGGUGUUAAGGCGAUCCAAGAGGUUUGCACGCAGACCUUCCGUGCAGACCGAGACCAAAUAUAUCGAGUUGAUGGUGGUCAACGACAACGACUUGUUUGUACAGCUGCGACGCUCCGGCAGCCACACGAAAAACUUGGCCAAAGCGGUGGUCAACAUGGCGGAUGCGCUCUACAAGGAGCAGCUUAACACAAGGAUUGUGCUGGUCGCCAUGGAGACGUGGACCCCAAAGAACAUGGUGCCGGUAGUGGAGGACCCUAUGACCACGCUGCAGAACUUUAUGAAGUACAGGCGGGACAAUAUCCGCGAGCAGAGCGACGUUGUCCAACUUUUCUCAGGACGCACAUUUCAGAGUGGCCGCAGCGGGAUGGCAUACACGGGAGGAGUGUGCUCGCCGACGAGGGGAGGGGGCAUCAAUGAGUUUGGGACUGUCGGCACCAUGGCCAUCACUUUGUGCCAGAGCCUGGGCCAGAACAUUGGGAUGAGGUGGAACAAUGCACGUAACUCUGCAGGAGACUGCAGGUGCCCUGACACCUGGCUGGGUUGUAUUAUGGAGGACACUGGAUACUAUCUGCCGCGGAAGUUCUCUCGCUGCAGUGUGGAUGAAUACAUCCAGUUCUUGCUCCAGGGAGGCGGCAGCUGCCUCUUCAAUAAGCCCAACAAGCUGCUGGACCCUCCAGAAUGCGGCAACGGCUUUGUAGAACCUGGUGAAGAGUGUGAUUGUGGAUCGCAGGUGGAGUGUGCCCGCAGUGGAGGAGCCUGCUGUAAAAAAUGCACACUCACGCACGACGCCAUGUGCAGCAAUGGACUGUGCUGCAGUGGCUGUAAGUACGAGCUGAGAGGCGUGGUGUGUCGAGAGGCUGUCAACGACUGUGACAUCCCAGAGACUUGUACUGGAGACUCCAGCCAGUGUCCUCACAAUGUCCACAAGUUGGAUGGCUACUCAUGUGAAUCUAAUCAAGGUCGCUGUUAUGCCGGACGGUGUCGCACUCGAGACGGACAGUGUAGGGGGCUCUGGGGGUUCAACUCAGCAGACAGGUUUUGUUAUGAGAAGCUCAACGCUGAGGGGACCGACAAAGGGAACUGUGGUCGGGGUCCCGGCGGCCAAGGCUGGCUUCAGUGCAACAAGCCGGAUGUUUUGUGCGGCUUUCUGUUCUGUGCCAACAUCAGCACAAAACCAACAUUUGGGGACCUUCAAGGCGAAGUGACCAGCUUCACCCUCUACCACCAGAACAAGUACCUGGACUGUCGGGGCGGCCACGCUCUGCUGGAGGAUGGCUCCGACCUGGGCUACGUGGAGGACGGCACUCCCUGCGGGCCCAACAUGAUGUGCUUGGAGCGACGCUGCCUCCCGGUGGCGGCCUUCAACCUCAGCAGCUGCGCGGGGUCCAACAUGGGACGCAUCUGUUCUGACCACGGGACGUGCAGCAACGAGGUGAAGUGCAUCUGCGACAGAGACUACACCGGCAAGGACUGCAGCGUCUUUGAUCCCAUUCCCGAGCCCACUGUCCUGACGGGCCCGGAAAAGAAAGAAACAUUCGUAGAGGAAGGUCUGGUGGAGGAUAAGAUGUUCAUCAUUAGUCUCUGUGUCCUGCCCACUUCCUGUCUUCUUCUUUUCUCCUUGGUCGCACGGUGUCCUCGUCCACGUUGGAGGCACAAAAAAGGAACAACAACAACAAAAUGUCUUCCACUCCUGUUCCUGUCUCUCCAGUCCUCCUUUCAUUGUCACCCUUCGUCCUCUUUCCUUCUUUACUGUGCGAUCACACCGGGGUCGGGGUCUUCCUCAAACAUCAGGAUUACGGAAAGCAAAUCAGCCAAGAUGUCUGCACUGCCUGCCUGGACCACAGACUUCUUUUAAUGCCAUUUUUAAUAGCUCGAUGUGU